This is a messenger RNA of Umbelopsis ramanniana AG, 2602 nucleotides long. RefSeq lists its product as uncharacterized. The record is from RefSeq and is a predicted model, not a curated record. Gene Ontology annotation, molecular function: RNA binding. NCBI's taxonomy places the organism in Eukaryota, Fungi, Mucoromycota, Umbelopsidomycetes, Umbelopsidales, Umbelopsidaceae. Gene Ontology annotation, biological process: maturation of LSU-rRNA from tricistronic rRNA transcript (SSU-rRNA, 5.8S rRNA, LSU-rRNA); ribosome biogenesis. The transcript has 5 exons. Gene Ontology annotation, cellular component: nucleolus; PeBoW complex. Bases 464 to 2395 code for a protein of 643 amino acids.
AAGUUAAAGCUAGCCGUAACAUAAUUCUUGGAUGAAAAAUAUUUAUGUAGAGAUUGCACUACAUUAUUUACAAUGCUGCCACCUUAUGAAAUGCGUGGGUUAAGGGGGAGAAAAUGCCGCCAAUAUUCCAUUCGGUAAUGUCGACUAACCUAGAGGCCCAUAAGGAUGAGAUAUUAUGAUUGCUGGUGCUCCCUCUCCCGUGUGUUUCCCUUCAUAUGUAAUGACAGCGUCGAUUUCGGUGGAGUCUUCAGCCGAGGGUAUCUUCAAUCGGGUGGUCAUGUGGGCGAGCUGGUUCGACGGUCAAGGACCUGCGGGCUGUGAAUUUUCUCAAAGUCUGAAUUGGCAAAUUGCCGUUUGCAGAUGCCACAAGCCACCGUGACCGCUAAUCCUUUACCCUUUGGAAAUUUUUCUUCAUCGGUCUUCAUCCUCCGCCUCGGUAGUAACGCUCUAUUAACCUUGAACUAUGGCUAAAAUCCAGAAGAAAGGAAAGAAGGGAGCCGCCGCUAACUUCGUUACCAGAAACCAAGCUCUGAAAAAGCUUCAGAUUUCUUUGGCUGAUUUCAGACGUCUUUGUAUCUUGAAGGGAAUUUAUCCUCGCGAACCUAGAAACAAGAAGAAGGCCAACAAGGGUUCCACCGCCCCGACCACAUUCUAUUAUCACAAGGAUAUUCAAUACCUUCUUCAUGAACCAGUCUUGCACAAAUUCAGAGAGUACAAGGCUUUCGCUAAGAAGCUCGCAAAGGUCAUGGCCAAGGGCCAGUACAGCACUGCCAAAUCUCUCGAAGAGCACAACAAGCCUGUUUACAGUUUGGAUCAUAUUGUGAAAGAAAGAUACCCUACCUUUGUCGAUGCUGUCAGAGAUCUCGAUGAUGCUCUUUCCAUGCUUUUCUUGUUUGCAACCAUGCCUGUGACCGAUAAAAUCAAUCGCGAAGUUGUUGAGGACUGCCAGCGUCUUACAGCAGAAUUCCAGAUCUACGUUAUGAAGUCUCGCAGUCUUCGUAAGGUCUUUUUCUCCAUCAAGGGUAUUUACUACCAAGCUGAAAUCAAGGGCCAAACCGUUACCUGGCUUGUACCCUAUCAAUUCGCUCAAACGAUUCCUACCGAUGUUGAUUUCCGAGUCAUGCUCACAUUCUUGGAAUUCUAUCGCACUCUUGUUGGAUUCAUCAACUUCAGAUUGUUCUCUGAAGUGAAUCUCAUAUAUCCUCCCAAGCUUGAUCUCAUCAAGUAUGAGGGCGCUGCUGGAUUCAAUGCUUUGAUUCUUGAGGCCAUGCACAAGACAGCACCUGAUGCGGAAGCCAAGUUGGAUACUGAGAUGAUCGAAGCAGAGAAGGAGGAAUCACCCGAGGAUGUUGCUAGAAAGGCAGCCUCCAAGGAACGCCUGAAGACCCUUGGCAACAAGGUUGCUGAACUACAAGGAUCCACAGAUACUGACCGAAUAGAUGAAGAUGUCCAAGACGAAACUGAAGAGACCGCCUUUGACGAAUUCAAGGCUACCGCUCCUACCAAUGCUGCUGUGGAUGGAGAUGAUAACAUGGUGACAUUGAGCCAGAUCCAAGCUGCCUCUACUGAAAUUCAGCAGUUGCAAAACCUUUUCUCACGUUCUGUCAUUUUCCUCUCACGAGAGACUCCACGAUAUGCCUUGGAGUUCAUCAUCCGUUCAUUCGGUGGACAAGUCAGCUGGGAUGAAACAGUUGGUACUGACGCACCUUUCCCUGAAAACGAUGAGAAGAUCACACAUCAGGUCUGCGACCGACCCACUCAGGGUCAUCGUUUCCUCAACCGCACAUACAUUCAACCACAGUGGGUUGCCGACAGCAUCAAUUCACGCAAACUUGUCAUCUCUGACAACUAUGCACCUGGUCGCAUGUUGCCACCUCAUUUGAGUCCAUUUGUCGAAGCCAAGGAAGGCGACUAUGUCCCAUCCACUGGUUUGGAAGAAGAAGAUGAGACUUUUGAAGGAGAAACUGAAGAUAUCAACCCUGAUGAUAUCGAAGUCCAAGAUGACGAAGAAGUUGACAGCGCUGAUGAAGAAGAUGAGGAAGAAGAGGAAGCCAAGGCUGCUGUUGCUCCCAAGAAGGUCGUUAAGGAAGACCACGAGGCCGAACUUCAGGCGGAGGCUGCUGGUGUUGCCUUCACUGAAUAUGCUGAAAAGAAGCCUGCAAAUGCCAAGAAAGCACCCAAGUCUGCAGCAGGCAAGAAGCGUACUGCUAAGGAAAUUGAAGAGGAAGAGGCGAAGGAGCUUGCCUCCAUCAUGAUGUCCAACAAGCAAAAGAAGUUGUACACCAAGAUCAAGUAUAGCCAGAAUAAGAAGAGCGAAGAGGCUGCCAAAUUGGAACAGAGAAAGCAGAACAUCGCAAAGGCAAAAACCAAUGCCAACAAGCGCUCCAAGAAAUAAGCAUAGUCUGAGAACUUCUCCAUGCUUUGACGACUCUACACCAAAAAAAAAAAAACCUCCCACCUUUGUUGCAUUGUUUUCUUUUCUUUUUCUUUUCUUUUAAUCAUAUUUUCAACCCCGUCGCACUCCACUUGUCGUGAAUAAUAAAAGCUGCAUUUGUAUAGAUCGAAUUUCUUUUUACUGCUGUUCUGGUCAUAACUACACUAU